AUACGUUUUUUUUUUAAGAAAAGCUCGAUAAAAAAGAAUUAAAACUGGUUUUAUCGAGAUUGUAAAAAGUGUAAAGUAACUUAAAAAUCUUGAAGAGGGAAAUAAGAAGUAAAAUAAAAUUAAAUAUUUUAAAAGAAAAUAUUAAGUUAAAUUAAAUGAAAUUAAAUAUUUUAAAAGAAAAUUUUACUUUUUAAAACAAUCAUCUCGUGAUCGUAAUAAUUUUCGCACAUGCAAUGAGUACAGAAGCAUCAUUACAAAAUUUUUUAUCGCUUUGCGUUACAGCAAGAUACAGCGAUGUCGUCAGAGUACUCAUUCUGUAGCGAGGGAGGUUUCGAUGAACUCUCGAGCUCCUCCGAUUCUGGUUUCGAUGUUAGCUUUGAAUCGCCGAAACACGAAGUUUCAGGCGACACUCUGUUCCCUCCGGUUAAAGAAGAGAAGCGCAAAAAAACGCGGAACACUCGUUGUAAAAGUCCCACUCAGGUGCUCAGAUUAAAGAGAAAUCGGCGGAUAAAGGCGAACGACCGCGAGCGUCACAGAAUGCAUACUCUGAACGACGCCCUGGAACGUCUGAGGAUGGCUCUACCGACCUUUCCCGAGGAUACGAAGCUCACGAAGAUCGAGACACUUCGGUUCGCGCACAACUACAUCUGGGCACUGUCGCAGACCCUAGGCAACUCCGAAGGCGGUGAGAUCACGGUGAACGUCGGCAACGUUACCGUCAGCAUCACCGAGAAUGGCAACAUGAUCACCUCAUCAAGCGGAAGCUGCGCGGUGGCGGCCCAGAAGAGGCUCGGGCCGCAACAUACCGCGAGUUUCCCGUACCCACCUCAGGAGCGAUUCAUCGCGCCGGAAUGGCAGGAGUACGAUUGCUACAGCGAUCAGAGCGUGAGUCCACCGAUGCAGUACCAGCAAUGCUACGACCAGAGAAUGUACCAAGUCCAUCGUCCUCAACAUCAGCUAGUACCGCCGACUCAUCAUCACAUGUCUCAUCACAACGCCAUGUAUCAGUGUCUUUAGACGUCGACGAAGUGCAGAUAAAUUCUAAUAGUUGCUUCAGUGUUGAUUAUCUCUAUCCAUGGAUUCAGCUCAGACCUAGUCUCUCUGUCUACGCUGUUACAAAUAAUGGAAGAGACACAAGAACGAUUAUCUCCUGGUACUUAAUCAAAAAAUUAACUACAGGAAGAAGUUGAAUGUAACUGUAGUUGAAGAAUGCUUCUUUCCCAAAGAGCUGACGUGAUUGUAAAAAAAAAUGGACAGUGCUAUGAUUAUCGUUAUCUACUUUAUAAGAGAGUAUUUUAUUCGAGAAUGAUGUAAAUCGAUUAGAAAGGUUAUUCAAUUCUAAUCCUCAAUAAGCAUAUUUUGCUGUACAUCAAUCAGAAAGCAAUUAAGAGAAAGAAAAAUAUUUUUUACAAGAUUGGCGCUUUUACUUCAAAAUUAAUAAAAAAGCUUUUUUUACGCUAAUAUUAGAAAGUAGUUUGAUUUAAUGUUUCAGUGCGAAAGAUAAAGAAAAUGUCGAAUUCACUAUUGAAGAUUAAUUGUAGAUAAUAAAUGAUAGAUUUCUUGCGUUUCGAAUACCAUACUAUCUACGUUCCUCUUAUUCUAGUCAGCAAUAUUCUUAGUUGAUCUCAAGCGCUCGAUCUCAUUUUCGUUCAGCAUAUCUUAAGGAAUAAGCUUUUAAGUUACUUUAAAAAAAUAUAUAUUUAUAAAAUGCCUAUCAGUGCUCUUAUUAUAAUACGCAACUGCUGAUUCAGGGAAUAUAUUGUAUAUAAUUUAUAACUGAUCAAUAAAAACAUAUUUUACGUAAAUUUCUUUUAAAGAAAUCCUUACCAACUACAUGCCAUGGUGAUAUGCCUUAUUAAUUAUAAUUAUAUUUAUAUGUAAAAUAAAAUAUAAAAAGUUUUAUUUUUGAGGUUUCGUAAUUGGGAAGAAAUAGAAUCUAUAGAGAAGUAUGUAACAUUGCUCAUUAUUUCGUAU
Solenopsis invicta (red fire ant) is the source of this 1974-nucleotide messenger RNA. It is a transcript of the gene tap, whose product is annotated as basic helix-loop-helix neural transcription factor TAP. The transcript is spliced from 2 exons. The record is from RefSeq and is a predicted model, not a curated record. Bases 295 to 1017 code for a protein of 240 amino acids. Gene Ontology annotation, molecular function: protein dimerization activity. NCBI's taxonomy places the organism in Eukaryota, Metazoa, Arthropoda, Insecta, Hymenoptera, Formicidae.